CUAAAGCCUCUAGGUUGAAGUAGAGAUUGGAUAGGAGUCUAUGCAACACUGAAUGGCAACAGAAAUUCCCCAAAACAACAGUGUUCCAUCUCCCCAAGAUUAAAUCGAAUCACAGACCUAUCCUCACCAACACUAUGGAUGAAAAAAGAAAACAGAACCAGGUGAGAAGGUUUCAGUUUCUGGCUUCUUGGCUUGCCCAUGAGAAUUUUUUCCCUUUCAUCUCUUCCUCCUGGACUACUGGCUGUGAGUUUCCUGACUCUUUGCAGAAGUUCAAGGGUGAACUGAUGACAUGGAAUAAAGAAGUGUAUGGGAACAUUUUCAAGAGAAAGAAACAGCUCCUCCAUGAGCUCAAUUCUCUGGAAAUGUUGAAUGGAAAAAGACCUACCACUAGUACACUGGAGAAGGAGCAAAGCACAAGAGAGGAACUGGAAAAAACCCUCUGGCAGGAAGAACGACUUUGGAUCCAGAAGUCCAGAACCAACUGGGUGGUUAGAGGUGACAUGAACACACGUUACUUCCACAACAGUACAAUCAGCAGAAGGAAAAGGAACAUGAUCAGUUACCUGAAGGAUGAUCAAGGAAAAUGGAUUGAUGAUGAAACUGAGCUCCAUAAGUUGGCCAGGGAGUAUUUUCUCAACCUUUUCACUUCGAAUCUAGCUAGGGAUAUCCAUGGUGUGCCUGCUGAUUUCCCUGAGAUUUGUGAUGAAUUGCUUAGAAGACUAGGUGAUAAACCUAAUAAGGAGACUGGUAAGGCUGUGAUCAUGGACAUGAGUGGACUCAAAGCUCCUGGGAAAGAUGGCUUCCAAGCCAUCUUCUUUCAUAAAUGCUGGAGUUCUAUUGGAAAUGAUUUCUUCUUGUUCAUCCUGUCUUGCUUUCUUAACCCAUCUAGAAUUCAAGAUAUGAAUGAAACCCUUCUUGCCCUGAUUCCAAAAAUUGAAAGACCCUCUAAUAUGAGUCAGUUUAGACCUAUCAGUAUGUGCAAUGUUAGUUAUAAGGUGGUGGCUAAGAUCCUUGCAAACAAACUGAAACCCCUUAUGCCUAUCCUUGUCCAGAAAAACCAGUCUAGCUUCAUCCCAAACAGAGACAUUACUGACAAUAUCAUCAUCCUACAGGAAACAGUGCAUUCCAUGGCUAGGAGGAGUGGAAAGAAGGGUCUUAUGCUUCUGAAGAUCGACCUGGCCAAAGCAUAUGACAGGCUGGAAUGGGAUUUUUUGGAAGAUACCCUUAAAGAUGUUAGACUCCCUAACAGUUUCAUCUCCAUGAUCAUGAAAUGUGUUUCAUCUACCAGCUUCCAGGUUCUGUGGAAUGGGAGUGAGACUGAGAGCUUCAAGCCCUCACAUGGGUUAAGACAGGGAUGCCCCCUCUCCCCUUACCUGUUUACACUUUGUAUGGAGAGACUUAGUCAUUGUAUUCAGAAAGAGGUGAUGAAAGGGAAUUGGAAACCCUGUAGACUUUCUCCAGGGGGGCCAGCCCUCUCACACCUCUUUUUUGCUGAUGAUCUUGUUCUGUUUGCUGAGGCAAGCCCUCAUCAUGCUGAUAUCAUUCUAGAUUCCCUGAACCGUUUCUGCAUUGCAUCAGGGGAGAUGGUCAGUAAGGAAAAAUCGAGAGUGUUCUUUUCUAAAAAUGUUAAGAACCAGAAUAGGAAGGAGAUCUGUAGUAGACUUGGAAUCCAAUCUACUACUGAUCUUGGGAGAUAUCUUGGAGUUCCAGUUUUACAUGGUCGACUUACUAUUAGCACUUACUAGUACAUUAUAGAUAGGAUUGACCAAAAAUUGUCUAACUGGAAAGCUAAGAACUUGUCCCUUGCUGGCAGGGUCACCCUUGCCAUGUCUGUGCUUAACUCUUUACCUACCUAUGCAAUGCAAACCACUCCCCUCCCCCUGUUAGUAUGUGAAACUAUUGACAGAAAAGUGAGAGGUUUUGUGUGGGGUUCUGUUGAUGGCAAAAAGAAACCCCACUUGGUCUCCUGGGAGAAUAUCUGUAGACCUAAAGACCAAGGGGGAUUGGGGUUAAAAUCUGCCCGCAACAUGAACAUGGCUUUCAUGAUUAAGUUGGGAUGACAAAUGUUGAAUAAUGAGUCUGAUUUGUG
Molecule: messenger RNA, 2089 nt
Organism: Linum trigynum
Lineage: Eukaryota; Viridiplantae; Streptophyta; Magnoliopsida; Malpighiales; Linaceae
Source: the annotation of a GenBank genome assembly